AGCUGCAGCAAUUUGGGUAGCAAAGAUUGGGCACAGGCAGCGGCCCUCAGGUCCUCUUUGCGCGGAGCGCUUGGCGCCAUGGCCAAGCGAUGCAGCACGCGGGCAGUCAUGCAGAUAUUCUUGACAGGAAUGUGUUUGGCAACAGCGAUUGCCUCCUUCACAUUCGCCUUUGUGUUUGAGCAGUUUAUGGAUCAGCUGACGGAAAAUUACCGUGGUGAGCUAGGUUCCGAGAACCUGCCGUGCAUGAGAAGUACAUUGGAUGCCUGCAACGACGGGACCAUGGACCAAUGCCGUGACAUCUGCUGUCCUCCAGGAUAUUCCUGCUCCCGGUCGCCCAUUGUGGGCCUCUACUGCGACCAUGGUCUGACCAUGUGUGGAGACUUCAAUUGGUGCCGCGACUUUGCCGACAUCUCCCGAACUUGCGCCACCUCCGUGUGCAAGACCAACCAGAUGGUCACUAGAGUGACUGCGUGGUCAUACAUUCUGGCUGCCAUCGGUAUCUUCCUUGACCUAGUGGACAUCAUCACUAUCUUCACCCUGCCAGAUGCGGUCGUCUUCAAAGCAGGAACCAACAUUUUCUCGAGCCUGGUGAAAUGGCUGGCCUUCGGCCUUGUUGUUGGAGCAGGCACGCAGGGCUUCAUGUCAGAACUGGAGCAGGCCAGAUGCUUCAACAGCGUUGGCAUGCAGCUGGUGGCGGAUGCUGGCGGCCUAUUUGUCUCCUACGCCAUUGUGCAGGUUGUGUCGGCAACACUGUCCCUGGUCCUUGCGCCCUUCUCCGCCUACUUUGGCGGCAAGCUACAAGGGGGCGAGGUGCCGUACGUCAAGUGAGUCAGCAAGAACUCGCGUUUGUCUAUUUUUUUUUGCCUUGGACGAGUCAUUUUCAGCACUGUUCUGUGUCAAGUGUAGGCCGUUCUGGAAAGGAACAUGCCUUGCUUUGUAUCACCUGCCGGGCUAAAAGCAUAAACA
Messenger RNA from Effrenium voratum, 966 nucleotides. NCBI's taxonomy places the organism in Eukaryota, Dinophyceae, Suessiales, Symbiodiniaceae. The record is from the annotation of a GenBank genome assembly.